UUGGUGAACGAAAUUUUCGAAGCAUGCGAACAUAUCGUUGGAACUACAGUGAAGUUAAUCGCGUGUGACGAAAUUGUACAACGUGAGUCAUAAGUGUAGCUGAUCCCUACCGAUAAACUAAUAUAACCGUGACAGCGUACACAAAACUGUCGUGUCUGGACGUAUUUACGAGACCGUUACGCGAAUACGCAGAUAAUAAACAAACAAAAAACGAAGGCUUUCUUGGAACAGUGAAAGAAAAACUUUCCCUGCGGGCAAUUUAGUGUAAACUUUAAAACUGAACGUUUGUUGUGCUCUUACGGUUAUUGUGCGCAGUUUGUCGUUGAUCGCGUUACAUUCGCGUUACAGUCGGAUAAACGGUGAAAUUCGGACCACACUCAAACGGUUUCUCGUUCGUGAUUUAGUGAGUGAGAGUGACAGAAGUGUGUAAACAAGGCGAAAAGUGAAAAAGAAGAGAAGAAGCCUUUUUUUAUCCUUUUUUUUACCGGUCAAGAUACCUUGCUAAGAUUCUUCCUGCCACUUGUACUUCUCUCGAGGAGCUCGACUAUUAAAACUGGCAGCAACUUCAGAGUACUUCGUUCACCGAAUGAUGUUCUGAGGCGCAUCGGUGGUAAAAAAAAAAAAAAAAAAUGAAAGCCGUAAUCGCGACGUGUCUCCUCCUCUCUGUCACCGGCGUCCUCUCCGUCGAGUGGAAACACAGCGCCGUCCUGGACAAUAACUUCUUAGUUCUUUGGACGCCAGGCGAGAGGGAUGUGAUGUUCGAGAUUCAAGUGAAGACCCUCGGCUAUGUGGGUCUCGGUUUCACGAGGGAUGAUGGCACUGUUGGGGCUGACAUGGUCAUUGGAUGGGUGGACAACAACGGACAGCUCCAUCUUCAGGACCGACACGUGAAGAAUUCGAGCAAGGAUCCCCAGAUGGACUCGAGCCAAGACUACUGCCUUCUACUGGGUUACGAGAACAAGACGCACACCGUUUUACGUUUCAGCAGGCGAUACGAUACGUGCGACCCGCGGGACCUCAAGAUCACGAACGACACGAUGCAAGUGGUUUGGCAAUAUCACGUCGAGGAACCGGUGUCCGCCGCCGGAGUUUUGCCGGAUCACGACGCCAUCCGGGGAUCGAGGCCCCUUUAUCUGGUGCAAAGGGACGCUCAACCGAGGCCGACGUCGCGCAACCAAGAGGCCGAGCCACCGCUUCAAACGUGGGACAUAUUGAACCAGCAGGUACGCUUACCCAAGGGACAAGACACGUUGCUUUGGUGCCGCGUUCUUAGGAUGCCAAACAUUGAUCACAAACACCACGUCGUCAAGCACGAGCCUGUGAUACAACCCGGAAGUCACGAUUACCUGCAUCACAUGACUUUGUACGAGUGUCGUGGGGAUCAGGGACAAUUGGAAUCCGCAGCGAAGACGUCAGGCAGUGUUUGCUAUCAGUCCAAUCAGCCGUCUCUUCAAUGUAAUACAAUCGCCGCUAUCUGGAGUCUGGGCUCCGAGGGGUUCAAUUAUCCGGCCGAGGCCGGCUACGCGCUGGAUCCGCACACGGGGCCUCGCUACUACAUGCUCGAGACCCACUACGCGAAUCCUCAGAUGGACGCGUUCAUAAGCGACAGUUCCGGGCUGCGUUUGCAUUACACGGACAAGUUGCGCACCCACGACGCCGGUAUCCUGAGCGUCGGCAUCGACCCCAAUUGGAGGCACAUCAUACCGCCAGGCCAAGCGGAGGUGGUGUCCGAAGGUCACUGCAUCUCGGACUGCACCGGGCACACGAUACCCAACAGCGGCAUCAACAUAUUCGCCGUCAUCAUGCAUACGCAUCAACUGGGGAGGAAGGUCAGAUUGCGUCAGAUAAGAUCAGGCGAGGAGCUGCCACCAAUUGCGUCCGACACCAAUUACGAUCCCAGCUAUCAGGAGUAUCGGAAGCUGCAGAAGCCCGUCAGGGUCUAUCCGGGCGAUCAUUUGGUGGCCGAAUGCACGUACUCGUCUAAAUCGAGGCAAGCAAUCACGCUCGGCGGUCUGACAACGAGGGAAGAAACUUGCCUGGUGUCCACUCUUUAUUAUCCCCGCAUCGAGCUGUCGCUCUGCUACUCUCUCCCUUCAUUACCAACGGUUCUGCAGAGUUUGGGGAUCCAAAAGCUGAUGCAGGGUUCCAGCCCGGUAAAGAUUCAAGAACCGCAAAAGUUGGCCGGCAUGACGUUGGAGGAACGUUUGCUCAGCUACGACUGGGAGAGCAGUUUCCAGAGCUUUCAGGAAGCUACCCGGGGCGGCACCUUUAAACCCCUUUGCUGGACGAACAAGGGGGAACUGGCAGGCAUGGACAGCCUGGAAGUCCAUUAUCCAAGGAUCCUGAGGCCGUACGAGGAGGUGGCCCUCCCGUGCUCGAAGAAACCUCUCAGGAACAAGUUGUCGUUAAUGCUGAGCGAGGACGAGGACAUCGGUGCACCCGUGGACCCGGACAGUGACGAGACGAACGCGGUCGAACGUGGACAAUUGGUGCGCAGCAAAGUGUCACGAAGCAGUGACGGGCCAACGGGCGGAAGUUCCUCGACCAGGUCGAUACCUACGAUCGUCACUCUCGCCACCUUGGCGAUCAUCGUCACCGCCGCGUUCAGGUGAACACUGGCUGGUCGUCUUGCGCGCCGAUCGAAUGAAAACCGAUCGAUUUCGUUUAUCUAGGACGGCCGUUUUAUCUUCUUGUUGAUCAAGCUGAGGAUCGGGGAGGUGGAUUCAUAUGUAAGUACGUAUGUACCGGUGUGUACCCUCUCACGUGGAUCCAACAACUAUUAUCACGUGGCUCGUUCGUCAACCAGAGAUCGUUGAAUGAGGACAAGGUAGAUGAUUUAUAUAUGAUAUAGGGUUCCUCCCUCCGCCCCCCUCCUCUCCUUCCUAGAGUUUGAUUCUAUGCAUUCGAUCAACGACACGAUCGGAUGUCGUUGAAUUCAUAGUGAUGUAAUUUUUUUUUCUUUUUUUUUUCUUCCUUCCUUUUGUAAAACACGUUCUGUGAAUAAAUAAGGAUGGAAAUAAAUAAUAAUGGACGAGAUAGCGCGGGAGAAGAGAAAUAUUUUUUGAUGUGGCCUCGAGUCGUGAUCGCGUGUAAUAAUCACGACGAAGAAGUUGAUAUAGAUGAUGAUUGCCAAAUAUAUAUAUAUAUAUAUAUAUAUAUAUAUAUUUUCCCUCGAACGAAGCUCUUUCUUCGAAGAGUUUCUUAGGAUCUACGAUGUCCUCAAUCAAAGAUCGACCUCCCUUUCUCGCGAUCUCUGCUCGUGCACCGUGUAUUGUUACUAUGUAUAUCGCGUGCUUGCGCAGGACCACUCCUUCCUUUGGAUAUCUUUCGAGUUUGAAUGCUCGUUAUUCCUUUCUUAUCCGAUUUAUACAUUAUCGGAUUGUAUACUUCGAAUACCCUUCGAUUCGUUUCACGAUUUUAUUAGCUACUAAGUCUAAUUUCUUUCGCGACCGUGUAUAUAAUGGCAAACUACAGAGAUGGACCUGUAGCUGGACGAAAAAGGGUAUUCGUAUCGACGGCGUACACGAAAACUUUCAUUCGUUCGCAAUACAAUAAUCGAUUCGCAAUCAGAAUUGAUUUUCCGAUUUUCGUCCGGUUAGUCGCGUAGCAUUUCGCUUCGUCGAUCGUAUUUAGUUUCCAGGCCGAUACGAUCAAAGAAGGUCAAAAAAGCUGGAAAGAAUUGCAUUUUCCGUCGUAACGUUAACACGGUCGACGUUUGUUCCCAGUAUCAAAACGGAUGGGCUCCUUUGACAAGAUCGGAUAAAGGAAACGAUGCGACGAAUCGUGAAUCAAAAUUUUACAAAGUCACAUCUUCCUUUUCCAUAUCCUAUCUUUUGUUUGAGAUAUAACAUUUGUCUCCAUGAAUCAACUUAUUGGAAAAUUAUUUAAUUUUCUACAUUUUUCUCGAUUUCUCGGUUAUAAACAUUCAAGUAUUUGAUUGUUUCGUCUAUUCGAAUGCAAAUCUUAACAAAUUUCAAGCAUCUUGAUAAAAUAUUAUUUGUUAAUUAUCGGAUGAAACGUACGUUAUAUAGUUUCUAUCCUAUUGAACCAAGAAUAUGGCGCAAGUUUCCUGGUCCAUUUGUGCGAGCAAUUUCGAACUAGCGACAAGAGCGAUAGAAAUCGGAAAUGUUCGGUACUUGAUCCCACUUUAAAAGUUAACGAUCUCGAACGAAAGAUAUCCGCGAGGAAACGAGGCUCCUGCCUGACAUUAAAAUUAUUUUCAAGCUUCUGGACUCGAAAGAAUUUAUAUUGUUGGCUGUUUAUUUAGGCCACGAACCAAGCAUGCAAUCCUAGCAAUGACAAAAUUUCUAGAGAAUAUUUCAAGCACCAGCUUUUCUAGCUUUCUCAAAAACGAUAAAGUCACGGAUAAUUGCUUGGUUCGCGCCAGAGACUGUAUAUUCUGUUACUAAUUAGAUUUAUACGAAUAGAUGCGUUUUUUAACGGAGAUCGUAUAAACGUUGGUCGAUUCUCACUUAUCGAGG
Messenger RNA from Apis laboriosa (Himalayan honeybee), 4481 nucleotides. It is a transcript of the gene olf413, whose product is annotated as MOXD1 homolog 2. Gene Ontology annotation, biological process: octopamine biosynthetic process; dopamine catabolic process; norepinephrine biosynthetic process. Bases 630 to 2612 code for a protein of 660 amino acids. Gene Ontology annotation, cellular component: secretory granule membrane. The transcript has 9 exons. Gene Ontology annotation, molecular function: dopamine beta-monooxygenase activity; copper ion binding. The record is from RefSeq and is a predicted model, not a curated record. NCBI's taxonomy places the organism in Eukaryota, Metazoa, Arthropoda, Insecta, Hymenoptera, Apidae.